AUGGACCAGGACAUGGAGGAGCUGCUUGCCGGCGUGAGGAAGGCUGCGUUGGAGCGUGGAUCAGCAUGGCUGAGGGAGCAGCUGGGAUCUGCGCUGGAGCCGGUUCGAGGGUCUGGAAGGCCGGUGAGGAGGACCCGUCCGCCGCGUCGUUUGAGCCCUGGUGAGGAGGAGAGGCCCAGCGACGUCCGUGGUGCGGCCUCCGGUGCCGGACCAGGCCGGAGCACCGGUGUUUCCCAGGACGGCGGCCGGGAUUCGGAGCGGAGGAGGCGGCGUCCGCCGCGGACGGCAGGAUCAGGUCGGCAGGCGACGGAGGGACGUUCCGGUGGGGGUGAGGAUCGCGGCCGGAGCCCGGGCAGGGACCCAGCCCGCUCCCCAGACGGAGGAUCCGGCGGCCGGAGCGGCAGGAGGAGGAGCAGCCGCGUUAGGCCUCCGGGGCCUAGCGGAGGCUUGGACCGGGUGUCGUCCGGAGCAGAGUCCCCAGAUCCGGAGGCAGGGAGGAAGAGGAGCCGGAUGGAUGACCGGGUGCAGCCUGGAUUGCGGCCUACGCGUGCUGGGAGGAGUGGAUCGGCGGCUGUCAGGAGUCAGCGGGCGGUGGAGGAUCGACGGCAGCCGGAUUUGCAGCCUGGGAACGCGGCUUCGGUGGCAGCCACUCCACAGGUUCCCUCGACGUCCGCACAGGAUUCUACGGCCCAGCGGUUCGGUGCAGCCGGGGGAUCAGUUGUGGGAUCGGUUUCGGCGGGAGGCUCCUGGGGCGGACGCCGUGGGCUUCCCGUGCCCGGAGGUGAUGUGGCAGCUCGGGACCGCUUGCUUGCGGGAUGGGUGAGGUCGUCAUUGGCGCCUGCGACGUGGGCAGCUUAUGAUAAGGUUUGGCAGGAGUGGGACCGGCUGGUGAGUUGUGUGGGUCUGGUGGAAGGGGAUGGCGCCCGUUUGGAUGUUUUGUUGUGGUAUCUGACUGGGUUGGCUUUGGAGGGUGCUUCCCCCUCUAAGGUAGAUAGGGUGUUGGCGGCUUUGGCCUUUCUGUUUAAGUUACAGGGUUGGGCUGAUGUGACGAAGCAUUUUGUAGUUCGUCAGGUCUUGAAGGGGAUUAAGAGGGGGCGGCGGGUGCCUGAUGCUAGGCGUCCGUUGUCUGCGGGGCUGCUUCGUCGGUUGUUUGGGGUGCUGGGGGGUGUUUGUUUUGAUGGUUUUGAGGUGCUUUUGUUUCAGGCGGCUUUUGCUUUGGCCUUUUUUGGUGCCUUUCGGGUGUCGGAAUUGGUGAGUCCCAAUAAGUCGGUUCAGGGUGGUUUGGCUUCGCGAGAUGUCAUGUGUGAGGGCGAUUCCGUGGUUAUCUGGUUGAGGUCUUCUAAGACUGAUGUGUUGGGACGCGGCAAGCAGGUUAGGUUGUAUGCUCUGCCUGGGGAUGUCAUUUGCCCGGUGCAGUGCGUGCAGCAUUAUUGGGAUGUUCGGCCGGCGGGUGGGGUGUCGUUUUUGGUUCAUCGGGAUUUAUCGCCAGUGUCUCGAUUUCAGUUUUUACGUGUGAUGAGGCUGGGGCUUGGUAAGCUUGGGUUGGCGUCGGCUGAAUUUGGGACGCAUUCGUUCCGGAUCGGGGCGGCUACGGAGGCGGCUCGUUUGGGGUUGGAUGAUGGCGUCAUCCGGAGAAUUGGGCCUCGUUUCAUCGUGUGGAUCAUCGGCCACUCAUUUGUGUACUGGGCCCAACGGAGAGCCGCAGUUAGGCGCAACGGCCUGCAGCUGGGCUUCCCCAUGGACUUGGUGCAUGUGAGGUGGUUUGGGAUACGGGGCAUGGUGUGGGAUGGAGUGUUGUUGGAGGUGGUGAAGUAUUUGAGGUUGGGUUUCCGGCCCUCGGUGGUGGUUAUCCACGCUGGGGGUAAUGAUAUGGGGGCUACGCCUCAGCGCGAGCUUGUGUGGAAGAUGAGGCGUGAUGUUGAACGUUUGUUGGAAUUGGUGCCUGGCUUAUUGUUGGUGUGGUCGGAGAUGAUUCCUAGACGCAACUGGCGUCAUGCGAGGGAUAGGGCAGCUAUGGAGCAUAGCCGUGGGAAGGUUAAUAAGUUAAUGGCGAGUUUCGUACGCCGGCAUGGCGGGGUGGUGGUUCGCCAUGUUGCGUUGGAGGAGUUUUGCCCCAGUUUGUUUAGUGGGGAUGGGGUGCAUUUGUCGGAUUUAGGGCUUGAUUUCUUUAAUUUGGCUCUCACGGAGGGGAUAGAAAAGGCCUUGUUUUUUCUUGGGGGGGGAGCCCAUCCGGCUUAA
This is a messenger RNA of Spea bombifrons (plains spadefoot toad), 2238 nucleotides long. RefSeq lists its product as uncharacterized. Gene Ontology annotation, molecular function: DNA binding. The coding region runs from base 1 to 2238 and encodes 745 amino acids. Lineage: Eukaryota; Metazoa; Chordata; Amphibia; Anura; Pelobatidae. Gene Ontology annotation, biological process: DNA integration; DNA recombination. The record is from RefSeq and is a predicted model, not a curated record. The transcript has 4 exons.